Messenger RNA from Uloborus diversus, 2165 nucleotides. Its product is annotated as TD and POZ domain-containing protein 1-like. Gene Ontology annotation, cellular component: cytoplasm. Gene Ontology annotation, molecular function: ubiquitin protein ligase binding. Lineage: Eukaryota; Metazoa; Arthropoda; Arachnida; Araneae; Uloboridae. The coding region runs from base 39 to 1112 and encodes 357 amino acids. Gene Ontology annotation, biological process: regulation of proteolysis; proteasome-mediated ubiquitin-dependent protein catabolic process. The transcript has 2 exons. The record is from RefSeq and is a predicted model, not a curated record.
CGCUAGAUGAUUGAUGUUUUUGCAUAUCAUUGAGCACGAUGGAUAUUGAAACCGCCGAUUCUUUUUCCGCUUCUUCCGACUCGCAAUUAAUUGAAAAGAGGCAUUUCUCUACAUCAUUUGUGUGGAAAAUAGCGCGUAUAAAAAGCAGAUUUAGAGAUGCAGGCGACAAGAUAAUCAGCCCGCUUUUUCGGUGUUCCGAUGUUUCUUGGCAACUGAUCUAUUUUCCCGAAGGAGAAACUCAACAAGAGAGUGCUUCCUUUCGGAUCAGCUGCAAUGCCUUAACUUCACAAUUCAAAUACUCUUACUUCACGUUUAUAAAAUUUAGGAUUUUGGACGAUAGAGGAAAUAAUUUGUGCGAGCUUGCUGAGAGCAAAUACUGUUUCAGCAACAUAAAUCCAAAUGAAAAAAUCUUAUUAAAUUUCGCUAAUAUCACAAGUUUGUCCUGCGUCAAUACAAGUCUGCUGACGAUUAAUUUCAGUAUCUGUGUGGAAGAAGAUAGCACAGUGUUUCCUUCAAAAGAAGCAACUAAAGUGAGCAAAGAUGAAAGAAAGGAGCUGUUGUUACCGGACUACAUAUCAAAUUCAUUAUCCGCUGACUUUGAGGAAUUGUUCAACAAUCGUCAAUUUUCCGAUGUCACUUUGAAGUUGGAUGACGAGGAGUUCAACGUCCACAAGUCGGUGCUCAGUGCUCGAUCGAAGGUGUUUGCCGCCAUGUUUGAGCACGACAUGAAAGAAAAUCAACAAGACACCGUUGAUCUCGUGCAAAUGGAAGUCGAGACAGUCCGGGAUAUGCUACGUUACGUCUACUGCGGAAAAAUUCGUGACUUAACUACGGAAGAAGCCCUUAAUCUCUAUGUAGCAGCCGACCGUUAUGAUUUGGUUGGGUUAAAAAUCUUUUGCCGAGAAUUAAUUAUGCUUGACAUUUCUAUUGAAAAUGUGUGCGAUGUUGCUGAACUUACUGAUCUUCACGACGAUGAGUUAUUAAUUAAAGAAUUAAAGACUUUCUUGUUAAAAAGUGGAAAGGAAAUAAUAAAAACCGAAAAAUGGAAAGCAAUAUGUAGUAAGAAGCCUGUUUUAUGCGGGAAAAUGUUUGAAUGGGCUUUUUCUGAAUAACAUUUUCUCCACGAAAGCUUACUAUAGUGUUAUGAAAGCGGUUUUGCCAGAGAAAUGUUUUCACUCACAAUUUGAUCAGUUUUUCUCCAUUUGCUUAACUAGUUUUUAUUUUAUUCCGCAAAAGAAUUCUGAGAAAUUAAGUGAAAAGAAAUAAAUUCAUUUGUAUUUUAUUUUGUCAUAUUCUUUACUUUUUCUGCUCCGAAAUUGUGGCUUCUUGAGCCGCAAAACAAGUGUAGGCAACAUUUUUGAAAUUUUUGACUUAUAUGUUUAAAAGUUAAGUACGGCUGCUGGAGCCACAACAGGAAUAGACCUUUACUACUUUUUAGAAGGAUUACAGUACAAAUUUAGGCUACUACAUUGUAGUAUCCUACUUUGUACAACCCACCGCCUACAGCCGCUUAAUAUGUAUCUAAUGGCACCAUUAAGUACAUUCUACGAACAGGAAGUGAGGAAGUGGCUGAUCAGUCAUUCAGUUCAUGUUUGACAAUUUACCAAAUUGAACAUUUUUUCAAAGCUGCAUAUUUAAGGGUAGCGAUUCCCAAGACAUCUGUAAAGUGUUUCAGGAAACCGGGAUCUACUCACUCAAAAAUGAUGCAUUUCCUGAUUAACUCUUUGCCUCCUGUGCUAUAACUGAAAAAACCAAUGGAGAUUGGGGAUGAUCCUUUGCAACAACAUCUAGUGGAAUCACCAAAUACCAGGGUUCGCCGAUAUAUAUCAGUCGAUACAUAUCAUGAUAUAUAUUACGAUAUAUGAGGCCCCUAGUUUCAAAACCGGAUACUUGUAGAAAACCAAAUUUUACAGGAGACGUAAAAGUCCGGUUUUGAAACUGAGGCAGACCUUCCCGCCCCAUUUCAAGAAGGAAAGAAGCGGUUUUUGAACCUAAUAUUGAGCAGGCAAAUAGGCCUUAUGAUUCUCUACAAGAUUAACAAAAAAAAAAAAAAAAAAAAAAAAAGAAAAUGAAUUUUUUGCAAGUAUCCGGUUUUGAAACUAGGGGCCUCAUAUAUCUGAUAUUUAUUUUGAAAAUACCAUGAUAUUUUGAUAUUUUCAAUAUUU